Messenger RNA from Spinacia oleracea (spinach), 2145 nucleotides. RefSeq names its product pentatricopeptide repeat-containing protein At1g09190. Gene Ontology annotation, molecular function: RNA binding; protein binding. Lineage: Eukaryota; Viridiplantae; Streptophyta; Magnoliopsida; Caryophyllales; Amaranthaceae. The transcript is spliced from 4 exons. Gene Ontology annotation, biological process: RNA modification. The coding region runs from base 80 to 1537 and encodes 485 amino acids. The record is from RefSeq and is a predicted model, not a curated record.
CUAAAGAAUUCAUUCCUGAAAGUUUCUCAACUAAAUUCUCAGUUAUUUCAUCAAACACGCACAGAGCAAACACACAGAAAUGAGUAGAACAAGCCGAGAAGUUGAGCGGCGGAUCCUCCGUCAUCUUCACGACCGGAGAAGUCAAACCCGCCUUCUCGAAAUCCACGCCCAUUUUCUCCGCCACGAGCUCCACCAGUCCAAUCAAAUUCUCGCUCAUUUCGUAGCAGUUUGUCGAGCGCACGGCAAAAUGCGGUACGCCGAGCUUGUAUUCCAGCAAGCCCAGUCCCCUGAUCUCCCCCUUUUCAAUUCCAUGAUUAAGGGUUAUUCUGUUUCUGGCCAACCUGAGAAGUCAUUAUCAAUUUUUUCUCUUAUGAAGAAUAAUGGGGUUUUACCCAAUGAGUAUACAUUUGCGCCUUUGAUGAAGUCUUGUUGUAAUGUCAGUGAUUCAAAGGUUGGAAAGUGUGUUCAUGGUGAGAUUUUGAAACUCGGGCUAGAGCGGCAUAAUGCUGUGAGGAUUGGGAUUGUUGAGUUCUAUACGAAUUGUGAGGAGAUGGGGAAUGCAAAGAAGGUGUUUGAUGAAAUGCUUCAGAGAGAUGUAAUAAUUUGGAAUUUGAUGAUUCGUGGGUUUUGCAAGACGGGGGAUAUUGAUAUGGGAUUGUUUCUGUUUAGGAAGAUGAGGGAAAGGAGCAUAGUGUCAUGGAAUUCGAUGAUAUCGUCGUUGGCCAAGAGUGGGAGGGAUAGGGAAGCUUUGGAAGUCUUCAAUGAGAUGCAAAUUGAUGGUUGUUUUAAGCCAGAUGAGGCUACUGUGGUCACUGUUCUACCUGUAUGUGCUCGUUUGGGUGCUCUUGAUGUUGGGAAUAGGUUAUACACAUAUGCUCAAUCUAGUGGACUUUUUCGAGAUUUCAUCACAGUGGGUAAUUCAAUAGUGAGUUUCUAUUGCAAAUGUGGAGACUUGGAAACAGCUCACCGUGUCUUCUGUGAAAUGCCCUUGAAAAAUGUGAUUUCCUGGAACACCCUGAUCUCAGGUCUGGCUUUUAAUGGGAAAGGUGAACUUGGGGUUGAUUUGUUUGAGGAAAUGCUAAGUAGAGGUGUAAAGCCUAAUGAUUCAAGCUAUGUAGGGGUUUUAACCUGUUGUGUCCAUGCUGGAUUGUUACAGAAAGGUCGGCACUUUUUCUCAUUAAUGACUGCCAAGCACAAAAUUCUGCCCAAGCUUGAGCAUUAUGGAUGUAUGGCAGACCUCCUCGGGCGAAGUGGAUGUCUGAGGGAGGCAAGUGACCUGGUAAAAAACAUGCCGAUGAAGCCAAAUGCUGUGUUGUGGGGUUCCCUGCUUAGUGCUUCACGGAAUCACGGUGAUGUUAAACUUGCAGAACGUGCUCUUAAAGAGCUUAUAAAUCUCGAGCCAUGGAAUUCUGGUAACUAUGUAUUGUUAUCCAAUAUCUACGCAGAAGAAGGGAAAUGGGAUGAAGUUGACAAGUUAAGAGUAUUAAUGAAGGAAAGAAGUGUCAAAAAGUCCAUUGGUCACAGCUUGGUUGGAUGAAGAUUUAGAUUCAAAAGGCUCCUCUAGUAGUGGAGCCUCAGGUGCAGGCACGUAUUGGAUGAUGUUGGCUAGAGCCUAAGAAGUGUCUCGGGGAGAGCAUAGCGUAAAAUUAUUCAUUAGGCUGGAUAAUGGCACCUCAGCUGGAAAAUUUAGGCUAAGGUUCUUUUGUUUUAUACGGAAUCUGGAGUGAUCAACUUCCGGUAGGGAGUUGCAAGCUUUGAUGUAGGGAUCUUUGUGCUAGCUCAAGUACCAUGGCUGGAUAGACGGAUACUUGACAGUUGAAACUCCUAAUGGACAGGGCAUCACAGAGCUUCUCUUAUCAUGAGAACUAAUGCUGAAGAAACAGAAAUCAAGGUGAACAGGUUGUUUGGUAGAGGAGGGAAUGGUCGACACAGUCAAGGACAAGGUGUGUUUCUGCCAAACAAGGGCCAUAGCAGAACUGAUCUGUUGCAGCAGAAGGUAUAUUGAGAAGUCAUGACAAUCAGAACGGCAUAAACAAGUGCGCGGCUUGCCAUUACAGAAGGCCGUAAGGAAAGGAAUGGCUAACUAAACACGCAAGAUUUGAUUAUUCCCUUCGGAGAUUAACAAUCAAUGGUAUCUUGGUGGUA